AUGGACGUCCACACCCGCUGGAAAGCGCGCAGCCCGCUCCGCCCGGGCGCCCCGCUGCUGUCCCCGCCGCUGCUGCUGCUGCUGCUGCUGUGGGCGCCGCCUCCGAGCCGCGCAGCUCAGCCAGCAGAUCUCCUGAAGGUUCUAGAUUUUCACAACCUGCCUGAUGGAAUAACCAAGACCACAGGCUUCUGUGCAGCGCGGCGAUCUUCCAAAGGCCCGGAUGUCGCCUACAGAGUCACGAAAGAUGCCCAGCUCAGCGCGCCCACCAAGCAGCUGUACCCUGCAUCUGCGUUUCCCGAGGACUUCUCCAUCCUAACCACUGUGAAAGCCAAGAAAGGCAGCCAGGCCUUCCUGGUCUCCAUCUACAACGAGCAGGGCAUCCAGCAGAUCGGCCUGGAGAUGGGCCGCUCUCCAGUCUUCCUCUACGAGGACCACACGGGGAAACCGGGGCCAGAGGACUACCCCCUCUUCAGAGGCAUCAACCUGUCGGAUGGCAAGUGGCACAGAAUCGCUCUCAGCAUCCACAAGAAGAAUGUCACCUUGAUCCUGGACUGUAAAAAGAAGACGACCAAGUUCCUGGACCGCAGCGACCGCCCUGUGAUAGACGUCAAUGGCAUCAUCGUGUUCGGCACCCGGAUUCUGGAUGAGGAAGUGUUUGAGGGAGACAUCCAGCAGCUGCUGCUCGUCUCGGACCACCGGGCAGCUUACGAUUACUGCGAGCACUACAGCCCCGACUGUGACACCGCCGUCCCCGACAAACCCCAGUCUCAGGACCCCAACCCCGAUGAAUAUUACCCCGACGGAGACAAUGAAGGGGACACCUAUUACUACGAGUACCCCUACUACGAGGACACGGACGACACGGGCAAGGACCCCGGCCCCACCAAGACGCCCGUGGAAGCGGCUCGAGAGACCACGGAGGUGGCCGAGGAGCUGACCCAGCCCCCGACGGAAGCCCCUUCGGCGCCCGAGACCACCGUGGGCCCCGGGAAGGAGGAGGAGGACCCCGGCAUCGGGGAGUACGACUAUGUGCCCAGCGAAGACUACUACACGCCACCCCCUUACGAGGACUUCGGCUACGGCGAAGGCAUUGAGAACCCUGACGAGAACCCCGACGAGAACCCCGACCAGAGCCCCGACCAGGGCGCCCGGGCCGAGGUGCCCACCAGCACGGUCCUCACCUCCAACGGCUCCAACCCGGCCCCGCCUCCAGAGGAGGGGAUGGACGACCUGGAGGGAGAGUUCACGGAAGAAACCAUCAAGAACCUGGACGAGAGCUACUACGACCCAUACUACGACCCCACCAUCUCCCCCUCGGAGAUCGGGCCAGGCAUGCCCGCCAACCAGGACACCAUCUACGAGGGGAUCGGAGGGCCUCGGGGGGAGAAAGGUCAGAAAGGAGAGCCCGCCAUCAUCGAGCCGGGCAUGCUUCUGGAGGGGCCGCCUGGCCCCGAAGGCCCCGCGGGUCUCCCAGGACCUCCAGGAACGAUGGGUCCCACAGGCCAAGUGGGUGACCCUGGAGAAAGGGGUCCCCCUGGACGCCCAGGCCUUCCUGGCGCUGACGGGCUGCCCGGCCCUCCUGGAACCAUGCUAAUGCUGCCUUUCCGCUUUGGAGGGGGCGGUGAUGCAGGCUCCAAAGGACCUAUGGUCUCCGCACAGGAGUCCCAAGCUCAAGCCAUCCUGCAGCAGGCCCGGCUGGCGCUGAGGGGGCCUGCUGGCCCGAUGGGUCUCACUGGGAGACCGGGUCCCAUGGGCCCUCCCGGGAGCGGAGGUCUGAAGGGCGAGCCAGGAGACAUGGGGCCUCAGGGUCCGCGGGGCGUGCAGGGCCCGCCUGGCCCGGCAGGAAAGCCUGGGAGAAGGGGCCGAGCCGGCAGUGACGGGGCAAGAGGGAUGCCGGGACAGACUGGCCCUAAGGGAGACCGUGGCUUCGACGGCCUGGCGGGGCUGCCGGGGGAGAAGGGCCACCGGGGCGACCCUGGCCCGUCCGGCCCACCGGGACCUCCGGGGGAAGAUGGAGAAAGGGGCGACGAUGGAGAGGUUGGGCCCAGAGGGCUGCCCGGGGAGCCUGGGCCGCGAGGUCUGCUGGGGCCGAAGGGGCCCCCGGGCCCUCCUGGACCUCCUGGUGUGACGGGGAUGGACGGUCAGCCAGGCCCGAAAGGCAACGUGGGUCCCCAGGGAGAGCCCGGCCCCCCGGGGCAGCAGGGCAACCCAGGUGCCCAGGGUCUUCCAGGCCCCCAGGGUGCAAUCGGGCCUCCAGGAGAAAAGGGUCCCCUGGGCAAACCCGGCCUCCCAGGAAUGCCCGGUGCUGACGGACCCCCGGGGCACCCUGGCAAAGAAGGCCCUCCAGGAGAGAAGGGGGGGCAGGGUCCGCCCGGCCCCCAGGGUCCAAUCGGCUACCCGGGUCCUCGCGGAGUCAAGGGGGCAGACGGCAUCCGAGGCCUGAAGGGCACCAAGGGUGAGAAGGGUGAAGACGGCUUCCCGGGCUUCAAAGGAGACAUGGGCAUCAAGGGCGAUCGGGGAGAGAUCGGCCCACCUGGUCCCAGAGGGGAGGACGGUCCUGAAGGCCCCAAGGGGCGAGGUGGUCCGAACGGCGACCCGGGUCCUCUGGGACCCCCUGGGGAGAAGGGCAAACUCGGAGUCCCAGGACUGCCAGGCUACCCAGGAAGACAGGGGCCAAAGGGUUCCAUCGGAUUUCCUGGAUUUCCUGGCGCCAACGGAGAAAAGGGUGGCAGGGGCACCCCUGGGAAGCCGGGACCACGGGGGCAGCGAGGCCCGACGGGCCCACGAGGUGAAAGAGGCCCGCGGGGCAUCACCGGGAAGCCUGGCCCCAAGGGCAACUCUGGAGGCGAUGGCCCGGCCGGUCCUCCAGGUGAACGGGGACCCAACGGACCCCAAGGACCCACGGGGUUCCCUGGACCAAAGGGCCCCCCGGGGCCCCCAGGCAAGGACGGGCUCCCGGGACACCCCGGACAGCGAGGCGAGACGGGUUUCCAAGGCAAGACCGGCCCUCCAGGCCCGCCCGGUGUGGUCGGCCCUCAGGGUCCCACCGGGGAAACUGGUCCCAUGGGCGAGCGUGGCCACCCUGGGCCCCCGGGCCCCCCCGGUGAACAGGGGCUCCCGGGCCUGGCCGGGAAAGAAGGGACAAAGGGUGACCCUGGCCCUGCCGGCCUUCCUGGGAAAGACGGUCCCCCCGGGCUGCGAGGCUUCCCUGGAGACCGAGGACUUCCUGGUCCAGUGGGGGCGCUUGGACUGAAAGGCAGUGAAGGCCCCCCCGGCCCACCAGGCCCCGCGGGAUCUCCAGGGGAGAGAGGCCCAGCCGGUGCUGCCGGGCCCAUCGGAAUUCCAGGGAGACCGGGCCCCCAGGGGCCCCCCGGGCCGGCUGGGGAGAAAGGCGCGCCUGGCGAGAAAGGUCCACAAGGCCCAGCUGGCCGAGACGGUCUGCAGGGUCCCGUGGGGCUCCCCGGUCCCGCUGGCCCUGUGGGCCCCCCUGGUGAAGACGGAGACAAGGGAGAGAUUGGGGAGCCGGGACAGAAGGGGAGCAAGGGAGACAAAGGCGAACAGGGUCCCCCAGGGCCUACAGGACCCCAAGGCCCCAUCGGACAGCCAGGCCCCUCCGGAGCCGACGGCGAGCCGGGACCUCGGGGCCAGCAGGGCCUCUUUGGGCAGAAAGGCGACGAAGGUCCGAGAGGUUUCCCUGGGCCUCCGGGCCCCGUGGGGCUGCAGGGUCUGCCAGGACCUCCCGGAGAGAAGGGCGAGACGGGCGACGUGGGUCAGAUGGGUCCGCCAGGUCCCCCCGGCCCCCGAGGACCCUCCGGAGCUCCAGGUGCGGAUGGGCCGCAAGGACCCCCUGGCGGAAUAGGCAACCCCGGAGCCGUGGGAGAGAAGGGUGAACCUGGCGAAGCGGGAGAGCCUGGCCUUCCAGGUGAAGGGGGCCCCCCGGGCCCCAAAGGCGAAAGGGGGGAGAAGGGCGAGUCAGGUCCCUCCGGUGCCGCUGGACCCCCGGGGCCCAAGGGCCCUCCCGGAGACGACGGUCCCAAAGGCAGCCCCGGCCCCGUUGGUUUUCCCGGAGAUCCCGGUCCCCCUGGAGAACCCGGCCCUGCGGGUCAAGAUGGUCCCCCUGGCGACAAAGGAGAUGACGGUGAACCUGGGCAAACGGGAUCACCAGGCCCUACGGGUGAACCAGGCCCAUCUGGGCCUCCAGGAAAAAGGGGUCCGCCCGGCCCCGCCGGUCCCGAAGGCAGGCAGGGGGAGAAAGGAGCCAAGGGAGAAGCUGGCUUGGAAGGCCCUCCUGGGAAGACUGGCCCCAUCGGCCCCCAGGGGGCCCCCGGGAAGCCUGGGCCUGAUGGCCUUCGAGGGAUCCCCGGCCCAGUGGGUGAACAAGGUCUUCCCGGAGCCCCAGGACCCGAUGGCCCCCCGGGACCCAUGGGCCCCCCAGGACUCCCCGGCCUCAAAGGAGACUCUGGACCCAAAGGGGAAAAGGGUCACCCAGGCUUGAUCGGGCUCAUCGGACCUCCGGGCGAACAGGGAGAAAAGGGUGACCGCGGUCUCCCUGGCCCCCAGGGCUCCUCGGGCCCUAAGGGAGAACAGGGCAUCACCGGUCCUUCUGGCCCGAUUGGCCCCCCAGGCCCCCCUGGCCUGCCGGGCCCCCCUGGUCCAAAAGGUGCUAAGGGCUCCUCGGGUCCAACUGGCCCGAAGGGUGAGGCAGGCCAGCCAGGACCCCCUGGCCCACCGGGCCCCCCGGGCGAGGUCAUCCAGCCCCUGCCGAUCCAGGCGUCCAGGACCCGGAGGAACAUCGACGCCAGCCAGCUGAUGGACGAUGCGGAGGGCGAGCAGUACAUGGACUAUGCGGACGGCAUGGAGGAGAUCUUUGGCUCACUCAACUCCCUGAAGCUGGAGAUCGAGCAGAUGAAGAGGCCGCUGGGCACGCCACAGAACCCCGCACGCACCUGCAAGGACCUCCAGCUCUGCCACCCUGACUUCCCCGACGGUGAAUACUGGGUGGAUCCAAACCAAGGCUGCUCCCGGGACUCCUUCAAGGUCUACUGCAACUUCACGGCUGGGGGCUCAACGUGCGUCUUCCCUGACAAGAAGUCCGAGGGGAGUAAAAUGGCCCGCUGGCCCAAAGAGCAGCCUGCCACCUGGUACAGUCAGUACAAGCGAGGGUCGCUGCUCUCCUACGUGGACGCCGAGGGCAACCCCGUGGGCGUGGUCCAGAUGACCUUCCUGCGGCUGCUCAGCGCCUCCGCCCACCAGAACAUCACCUACAACUGCUACCAGUCGGUGGCCUGGCAGGACGCCGCCACAGGCAGCUACGACAAGGCCAUGCGCUUCCUGGGCUCCAACGACGAGGAGAUGUCGUACGACAACAGCCCCUACAUCCGCGCCCUGGUGGACGGCUGCGCCACGAAAAAAGGGUAUCAGAAGACAGUUCUGGAGAUCGACACCCCCAAGGUGGAGCAGCUGCCCAUCGUAGACAUCAUGUUCAACGACUUCGGUGAAGCGUCGCAGAAAUUCGGAUUUGAAGUGGGGCCGGCUUGCUUCCUGGGCUAGGAGCCGCGAGCCCGGCCCCAAGAGCAACCUCGUGACCUCAGCGCGCCGCCUGCGGCCUCUGGACAGUGAGGGCCCCUCGCCCCUCCCCACCGUGCCGGCCGCCCCGCCCCGAGAGAGCAAAGGGAAAGAGCCGCGUCCGCGCCCCCACCCUGGAGCCGAAUCACAUGACCUAGACGCCCCGCAGCCACCCGCUUCCAGCAGCCCCUUCUGCGACGCCGCACUCCCUGGGAAGGGAGCGGGGCCCACGGGUCUUGCCCCCGAGCCUGUGGAUGGUCUUCACGGAGAGGGGUAGGGCUGCCGUAUUUGGAGAUCACUCAUUUAAAAAAAAAAAUUCAACUUGAAGAUGUGUAUUUUCCCCUGACCUUCAAACCUUGUUCCGAGGCCAGCCUUGUAAAGGUCACCCCACCCUCCAGAGCCUCCGUUUUUAACAAGAUCCAUUCACAGGCCAAAUGUCAUUCUGCAUGUGCCUUUCCGAUGGAUUAAAGGUGCUUUUGUUUUUGUGAGUUUUAAGUAAAUAUUUGUAUUGUAUUGUCAUACAUGUUCAGUGUCCCUGACUUUCAAUCAUGCCUGUGAACCCCCGCUGCAGACCUGGGAGGCGGGCCACACCCCCGCCCUCUCCAGGAUGUGUGAUGAAUUGGAAAUUUGCCAAAGGCAGCGAGCAUUCGCCCCACCAUUCGCAAAGCAGGUGCCACUGCCCCUUUCAGACAAGUCUUUGAUUAGCUCUGGAUUUUUUUUUUAAACAGAGAGAAAAAGAAAAAAGGAUUUUAUACUCUGCCUUCUCCACAUGCACUUAGGUGAAAACGCAGGCUUAAAUUAAUUUUAAUUGCUUCCUUUUCCCAUGUUUCUUCCUGCAGAGCCUGAUGGGAGAAUGUCCAGGGCAGGGAAACCACAUUUUCUGUCAAUGAUGAUGAAAUGAAAAUUGGUGCUUAUUUUUACACUCCUCUUUUGUGGUGCUAUCUGUUGAGAUCUCCCUGAAGGUGUCACUGGGGCUCCCUGCUGUGCCUCGUUCCCCAUCUCUCUCCCUCCACCAUCUAGGUUUUUGCCACGGACAUUAAGAUAAACGCGGGCCACCCGCCCUCCCGUAGCCCUGCCCGCCUCCCAGACAGCAGCGAAGCCGCUCCAGGCCGGGUACCACUCUUAAGCUGUGCGUCUGUGAUCGGAAGACGCACGCACACAAUAGGCGCACGCCUCCCGCGUGAUCCACAGUGUAACGAUGGCGGAUUGUACUCAGUUGCCGAAUGUUUGUGGUGCUAAUUUCUGCGUUGUUGUUGUUUUUUUUUUUUUUGCAAGAACUGAAUUGAGGCAGCUCGUGGCCUUCAGCGGGGCUGCCCUCCAUGUGGCCUCAGCAGAUAGACAAAUGUGCAAUGAACUCCGUGAGUCCCGCCGGGGUCGCCAGCUGUGCCUUAUCCCUUUGAAAGCGAUUUGGAUUUCCGUCUGCAAAAGUGUUGGGCGUGGGUCUCAGCUGCUUGGGUGCUCGGGCCAGCCAGGCUCCGUCCGGUACCGGUCCUCCUCACCGAGCAAGGGCGAGGACUUGCUGGGCUGGCAAGGAAAGGUAAUUCCUUUACUGUGAAAAGCUGCCCGCGUGCAAUGCCCUUUCCUGCCAGGAUGGGAGAGCGAGACGGGCCCCGGGGCCCUGUGCAGCCCCGUCAGGAGGCGCUGUGACGGGUCCCGGCUCUGGUGCUGUUCCCCGCCCACCCUGCCCCAUCGGACCACGGUUCCAGCUUAGGAAACCAGAGCAGAGCAACCCAGGAGUGACAGCACACCCCCAUGAGGCGUUCCCGAACCCCCUGGAAAUUGAGUCCUGCUCUUGCCAAAGAAAAGUCUGGCUUCGAGAUUCUCCCGAACCCAGAAUGCCAGCAUCUGCCAAUGGCCCUGUCCUUCAUCUCUUCAAAAGAAAAGCCAUAUCGGAUCGUUGCCACAGGGCGCCCUGUGGGUUUUGUCUAGGUCAUGUGAUUCCAUUUUGAUUUCUCAUCCCACCGAGUUCUCCUUUUAUUCUGUCAAUCUUUUUCUCCAUUGGCCCCUUCAAAGCUGUUGUAAUUUGUACUGAGUCAAAACAUGUCCCAUUCUCCCCAGACCACUUAGCUAUGAUAUAUUGCAAUAAAAUUACUUCUUAUAUUUGCAGAAAUUCUUUCGGUGUAAUUUUGUUUUUUUCCCCCUCAUCUAUAUAUAAUUGGACACAUGUUGAUGAAGAGAAAAGGAAAAUGGUCAAAAGAAAACCUAUGGCAAAUAUUCUAGGACAUUAGGCCCUUUAAAAUAGAAUGUCAAGUGACAUAAUGUAUACACUUCCUGAAAACCCAGUAGACGUGUUCAUACGUUUCAACUGUAAUGCCCAGGAAAGCAUAUUUUAAAAUAUUUUAAACCUGUGUAACAGAGGAAUAAUUGUAAUAGUUUUUCAAUAAAUCAAGAUGACUGUUUCCACCGUAAA
Molecule: messenger RNA, 7975 nt
Organism: Odocoileus virginianus texanus
Lineage: Eukaryota; Metazoa; Chordata; Mammalia; Artiodactyla; Cervidae
Source: RefSeq, a predicted model, not a curated record